AGUGGCGGCGCGGUUGGGGCGGUCUGGACGGGUCUGCGCGGGAGUGCGGUGGAGUCCCCGAGAUUUGGCGGGCGCUAUGAGUUCCUUCGGGGGACAGAUGGCCGAGUACCCCACCAUCUCCAUCGACCGCUUCGACAGGGAGAAUCUGCGGGCGCGCGCCUACUUCCUGUCCCACUGCCACAAGGAUCAUAUGAAAGGGUUAAGAGCCCCUGCCUUGAAAAGAAGAUUAGAAUGCAGCUUGAAGGUUUACUUAUACUGUUCUCCUGUUACUAAGGAGUUGUUGUUAACCAGCCCGAAAUACAGAUUUUGGGAGAAACGAAUUAUAUCAAUUGAAAUUGAAACUCCUACUCAGAUAAAUUUAUUCGAUGAAGCAUCAGAAGGAAGAGAUUCUUGUGACUCUAUUACCAGCUGGUCAUUGCCCAGGAUCAGUUAUGUUUUUAUUUCAGGGCAGCAGCGGGACUGUCCUGUACACGGGGGACUUCAGGCUGGCGAAAGGCGAAGCUGCCAGGAUGGAGCUUCUGCACUCUGGGGGCAGGUAGUAAAAGAUAUCCAAAGUGUAUAUUUAGAUACUACAUUCUGCCAUCCAAAAUUUUAUCAAAUUCCGAGUCGGGAGGAGUGUCUGCACGGGAUCCUCGAGCUGGUCCGAAGCUGGAUCACGCGGAGCCCGCAGCACGUCGUGUGGCUGAACUGCAAGGCCGCCUACGGCUACGAAUAUUUGUUCACCAACCUCAGUGAAGAGCUUGGGGUCCAGAUUCAUGUCAAUAAACUCGACAUGUUCCAAAACAUGCCAGACAUUCUCCAUCACCUCACCACAGACCGCGGCACACAGAUCCACGCAUGUCGGCACCCAAAGUCAGAGGAAUAUUUUCAGUGGAACAAAUUACCCUGUGGAAUUACUUCCAAGAACAGAAUUCCACUCCACACAAUCAGCAUUAAGCCAUCCACUAUGUGGUUUGGAGAAAGAACCAGAAAAACAAAUGUGAUUGUGAGGACUGGAGAAAGUUCGUACAGAGCUUGCUUUUCUUUCCACUCCUCUUACAGCGAGAUUAAGGAUUUCUUGAGCUACAUCUGUCCCAUGAACGUGUACCCAAACGUCAUCCCCAUGGGCGCCACGCUGGACAAAGUUGGAGAAAUCUUAAAGCCUUUAUGCCGAUCUUCCUCUCAAGGUGCUGAGCCAAUGUAUAAACCUCUCGGGAAACUGAAGCGAGCCAGAAGCCACUACCCAGACUCCGAGGAGGAAGAUGAUGAUCUCUUUGAUGACCCUCUGCCACGACCUUUAAGGCACAAGGUUCCAGACCAGCAGACUCUUCACUCUGAGUCAUCUUCUGUGACUGCAAUAUCAGAAAACCAGCCUGGAAGACCAAGACAAAGCACAACAUGCAUUGAAACCUCUUUUUUGGCAAACUUUGUAGAUUGUGAAGAAUCCAACGGUGAAAGUGAAGAAGAAUUAGAAAUUGCAACUUCAUUUAAAGGUGAUCUGGAUCCUGUGACAUGUCACCAGCACAAGUCUGAUGUGGAUGUGCCACAGUGGGAAGUGUUCUUUAAAAGAAAUAAUGAAAUCUCAAAUGAUGGUUUGGAAAAUGUCCCUUCAUCCACAGAGGCAGGGGGAUCUCAGUCUCCAAAGCUUUUCAGUGACUCUGAUGGGGAAUCAACCCACAUCUCUUCCCAGAAUUCUUCUCAGUCAACACACAUAUCAGAACAGGGAAGUCAAGGCUGGGACAGCCAAUCUGACACUGUUUUGUUAUCUUCCCAAGAGAGAAACUGUGGUGAUAUCACUUCCUUAAACAAAGGUGGCUACAGACCAAGAAUCAAAGAGAAUAUUCCUGCCCCCCAGCUGGAGCAAAAUGUACUUUGUCCAAAGGAUGCUUACCCUGAUUUUAAAAGCAGAAAUCAAGAUGUAAAUAGAGUACCUAGUGUUGGAGAACCAACUACUAUAAAUAGUGGGAAUCACACACCUGAAGAGAAGAGGUUACUAAAUCUUAGCUCAAAUGCAGAUUCACAAGGCUCCUCUGACUUUGAAAUUCCCUCAACUCCAGAGGCUGAACUACCUAAAAGAGAACAUUUACAAUAUUUAUAUGAGAAGCUGGCAUCAGGUGAAAGUAUAGUAGUUCAUAAAAAAGCAGCUCACUCUUAGAUAUUUAAGAAUUAAAAACUCUUCAUUAUAGGGCAACCACUAAAAAGACCUAUACAAAUUAAUAAUAGUUGAAACCACAAUAGAUAAAUUAAAGUGGAAUCCUUAAAAAUUCAAAUAACCUAAAAGGCAGUAAAAGGGAAACAGAGGAACAAAAACCAAAAGGAACAAACAGAAAACAAAUAAUAAAUGGUAGACCUAAAUCCAGAUGUAUCAAUAAUUACAUUAAAUAUAAAGGGUCCAAACACACCAAAGCAAAGACAGAUUGCCAGAAUAAAAAACAAGAAACAUAACCCAACUAUAUGCAGUCCACAAGAAACUCACUUCAAAUAUGUGAUGCGAUCAAAUUGUCAUGUAUACAACACUCUACCCAAUAAGAGCAAAAUAUGUUCUUUCCAAGUGCACGUGGAACGUUCACCAAGAUAGACCAUAUCCUGAGUCAUAAAAGCACUUUUGAAUAAAUUGAAAGAAUAAACUUGGAUCUAUUAUAAUAAACUGAUGGGUAUAGGAAAAAUCACCUUAAAUUUCAAAAUACAUCACUUAAGAACCUUGGUAUAAAUUCAGUGGUAAAAUUUAAACUAGAAAAAUUAGGACCUAAAAGAAAAUACAUAAUGAUCAAAUGGCUAAAUUAUGUGUAUGUUCUUUGAGUCUUUCACCUGCCUUAAGUAGUGGGUUAUGUUUUUGCAUUAUUUUGUAUGAGGAUUUAAUAAAAUUUUAUUAAAUUUGCAAACACUGAUAUUUCAUAUAUUAAGGAAGCAAAAGCAGAGGUUUCACUUUCAAGUUUAAGUCAAGUAUCAAACACAAUCAGUAGGUCAGUUAAACCACCAAUGACAUGCACCAUCCUGCCUCACGGUA
Molecule: messenger RNA, 2986 nt
Organism: Choloepus didactylus (southern two-toed sloth)
Lineage: Eukaryota; Metazoa; Chordata; Mammalia; Pilosa; Megalonychidae
Gene: DCLRE1C
Product: DNA cross-link repair 1C
Exons: 14
Coding region: 77-2134 (685 amino acids)
Biological process (GO): interstrand cross-link repair; protection from non-homologous end joining at telomere; double-strand break repair via nonhomologous end joining
Molecular function (GO): 5'-3' DNA exonuclease activity; damaged DNA binding
Source: RefSeq, a predicted model, not a curated record